This is a messenger RNA of Polistes dominula (European paper wasp), 1765 nucleotides long. It is a transcript of the gene sro, whose product is annotated as SDR family oxidoreductase shroud. Lineage: Eukaryota; Metazoa; Arthropoda; Insecta; Hymenoptera; Vespidae. The record is from RefSeq and is a predicted model, not a curated record. Gene Ontology annotation, cellular component: intracellular membrane-bounded organelle. Gene Ontology annotation, biological process: steroid metabolic process. Gene Ontology annotation, molecular function: oxidoreductase activity.
AUAUAUAUAUAUGUAUAUUUAAACACGAAGAAACAAAUAACAAACUAUAUUUCUACUGACCGAGCGAAGAUCAUUUGAAUUCAAAAUUAGCGCGUAAUGCGUUGUUUCAUCAUGGUGGACAACGCGUCCCUUCGUUCGUCGUAGCUCUCUCGUAUGUAUUUAUUUCGAAGAAAAAAAAUAAAUAAAUACGAAAAUAAGGGAGUAGAGUAGGGAUAACCGACUUUAAAACUUUACAUUUAACUUGACAAGAUGUAUCGUACAAGAAACCCCGACGACGAAAGACAAGCAAAAGAUUUUAUUACAAUCGUUCUUCUUUUUAUUCGGAGAUCAAGAAAAUUUGUCUUUACGCGCAUGCGUAAACGAUCGAUCGAUGCUGUACCGUUAUAAGGGAUAUUAAGAAUUUAUCAGAACCGAUUCUUUGUAAGAAAAAUUAUUAUAUAAAAAAUAUUAGUAAAACGGAAGAAGAAGAAGAGGAAGUAUCUUUUGUUUUUUAGUUCCGGAAGUUGUUAAUUUUGAACAACAACGUAAAUACGCGGGAAAUUGAAAAUGGGUUUAUUAACGUGGCUACGGAGACAAUCAACUGCGUUGAUCCUUGAUGUCAGUGGUGUUACUGGUAUUUUGUAUUCCUGGCGUACCUCGAAUAAAUAUCUGGCUGCUUUGGUUUCAUUGUAUUAUUUGGGUACUAGAACCUUACAUUUAUAUUAUAAUUCACGGAACCAAAUCGAACGUGGUCAAGCUAUAGUAAUUACCGGUUGUGAUUCGGGACUUGGAUAUAGCUUAGCAUUUCAUUGCCAAUCUCUUGGAGCUGUCGUAAUAGCUGGUGUUCUCGAUGAGAAUGGUCUCGGUGCAACAUCAUUAAAGGAAAAUGGCAUCAUCGUAUUUCCUCUCGAUAUUACAGACGAAAGCAGUAUUAUACAGUUUUACAAUUUUCUAAACACCUAUCUCUACCAAAAGGAUUUAACUUUGAAAGCACUGGUAAAUAAUGCAGGUGUUAUGGUGUUCGGUGAAUUUGAAUGGCAAACUAAGAAUCAGUUGAGACAACAAUUAGAGGUGAAUCUUAUUGGGACGAUGGAGAUCACGCAUAAAUGUAUGCCAUUAAUAAGAAGAGAUUUAAGUAGGAUUAUCCUUAUUUCGAGUCAUUGUGGUUACGAACCUUUGCCAGGAGUUGCAAUUUACAGUGCAACAAAGGCUGGUAUUAAUGCUUGGGCAACAUCCAUUAGGGUUGAACUCAAAAAAUAUGGCAUCGAUAUUGUCAUUUUUGUUCCUGGAUCGUUCACGCAAGAAAGUAAUAUUUUAUCCGAACAAACGAAUAAUUUCGAUGCAAUGAAAGAAAUUAUGUCGAUAGAAGCUGCUGAUUUUUACGGCGAUUAUUUCGACAGAUACGCGAAAUAUUUCGAACCGUUGUCAGUUAAGGAUGGACCAAAAAAAAUAAAGAAUCUACAGAUUUAUGAACAAUUUACUGGAGCUUUGUUAGAUCGUUUUCCUUCAUCUAUUUAUAAAUGCGAACCAUGGAGAUAUUUCUUUUAUUAUACGUUAUUCAAAAUUACCCCCAAUUACAUACGCGAUCGUUUGACAGAAUAUUUCGUACAAUUACCGCGUUGGAAUGAACGGAAGAUUAUUGGCGAUCAAAAUAAAUUACAGAAAGAUACGUUUCAAGGAAUUAACGCUAAUGGUUACAAAUCGUUUAAAGUGUGUUUGAUUAGAUAUUAGGCUACAAUAAAUACUCCAUUGGAGUAAGCAUUGUGAUCAGUCAACGAAAAAUCUC